AAAGUUAGCCAAACACAUAAUAUGACAUAUGGGAGGGAUGCUUAGACCAAUUUUUACCAUAAAUACAACAACUCUGGUCCUAUAAUCACCAGUUCAUUUCUGUACACAGUCAUCAACAAUUUAAUCAAACAACCAAAAGAACACUAAAAUGGCCGCUAAGUUCAUCAUCUUCGCCGCUUGCGUGGCUACCGCUUUUGCCCAAUACUCUGCCCCAGCUUACAAGCCAGCGUACUCUGCGCCCGCUUACUCAGUACCAAAGGCUUACGCCCCAGAGCCCGCAUACGCACCUACACCAUACAACUUCGAAUACAGCGUAAACGACCCACACACCUACGACGUGCACAGCCAAUCCGAAUACAGUGACGGAAACGGUUACGUCAAGGGAUCCUACAGCCUCGUCGAAGCCGACGGCUCAAUCCGCACCGUCGAAUACACCGCCGAUGACCACAGCGGUUUCAACGCCGUCGUCAAGAACGAAGGUGGAUACAAGGCUCCAUCAUACUCCGCACCAGCCUACAAGCCAGCUUACUCAGCACCAGCUUACUCUGCACCAGCAUACUCUGCACCAGCAUACUCUGCCCCGGCCUACAAGCCAGCAUACUCUGCACCAGCAUACUCCGCACCAGCCUACAAGCCAGCUUACUCAGCACCAGCUUACUCUGCACCAGCAUACUCUGCCCCGGCCUACAAGCCAGCUUACAAGCCAGCAUACUAAAUUAUUUAGCCAUGUGAAUCAACCUUUAUUCUUCUUUUAUUUAAUGUUUUCUUCGUGUACCCCUCUGGACCAUCGCGUUCAUAUUGAACCGUGGUUUCAAAGUCAUACCAUGCUGUAUUAAUAUAUAAGAUAAUUGAUACGACUUAUGUAUUUAUUGUGUAAAUAUAUAUAACAAUCGUUAUAUUUAUUCAA
This is a messenger RNA of Metopolophium dirhodum (rose-grain aphid), 907 nucleotides long. RefSeq names its product cuticle protein 7-like. The coding region runs from base 149 to 715 and encodes 188 amino acids. The transcript has 2 exons. Lineage: Eukaryota; Metazoa; Arthropoda; Insecta; Hemiptera; Aphididae. Gene Ontology annotation, cellular component: extracellular matrix. The record is from RefSeq and is a predicted model, not a curated record.